AUGUCAACCUCUACAAAGUUUGAUUGUUUCGUAGGCGGAGAUCUAACCACGGAAGCGAAGAAAAUCACCAUUUCCUUCACAUACAGAGACCUGGAACCGCUGCCCAGCCUCCUCGCGUCGGGGAUCGCCUCCCGCAAGGCAGCUGGCGAUACCUACCACGAAUUCCUGUACCACAUCCUCUCCGCCCUCCUCCACCAGGGAUAUGGCGAACAGGCCGAGUGCUCGCAGAGCAUCGCAGAUGCAGAGGUCGCUCUGAGGGCAUUCCGAGACUACGUGGCAAUCCGUAAGGAAAGCAACGCCACCAGGGAUAUUGUGUUUCUGGAGAGCCAGGUGUUUGGCGAGUUGCUCGUGGUGUUCGAGGACAUCCGAGAGUUUGUGGGCGGCCCGGUCUCCUCCUUUAACAGCGGCGCGAGGAGCUACACCAGCAGGUUGUUCAGCGUGUUGGAGAAGCCGCGGGAGGAUGCGAUGGAUUUGGACGACGUGGCUUGGGGCGGCAUGGCGGGGUCCACUUGGGCGAAGGCGGAUGUGGUCCUGGCGAAGCAUGCGGAGAUCUACUCUACCAAAAGGUUGUUCGACUCGGCGGGCCUGCCACCGGUGUUGGAGAAUAGUUCAGUGGUUAUUCCGAUGUAUGAGGGCAUCGUAGCUCCGCGACCUCGCAGACAGCUGCCGGAUAACUUCUUGGAAAACAGUUCUGUGGCUAUUCCGACGUAUAGGGGCAUUGUACCUCCGCGGCCUCGCAAACAGCUGUCGGAUAACUUUUGGGAAGCUCUCGUCCCCUGGCGCAAGGAAGGGCUUGAAAGGGGCUCAACACUCUUAGCUGUAGCGUUCGAGCUCGGCAUCUAUGAGUUCAACGACCAUUGCUGA
Drepanopeziza brunnea f. sp. 'multigermtubi' MB_m1 is the source of this 864-nucleotide messenger RNA. RefSeq lists its product as uncharacterized. The record is from RefSeq and is a predicted model, not a curated record. NCBI's taxonomy places the organism in Eukaryota, Fungi, Ascomycota, Leotiomycetes, Helotiales, Drepanopezizaceae.